This is a messenger RNA of Penicillium pulvis, 1398 nucleotides long. RefSeq lists its product as uncharacterized. NCBI's taxonomy places the organism in Eukaryota, Fungi, Ascomycota, Eurotiomycetes, Eurotiales, Aspergillaceae. Gene Ontology annotation, molecular function: acetate kinase activity. The coding region runs from base 100 to 1329 and encodes 409 amino acids. Gene Ontology annotation, biological process: phosphorylation; acetate metabolic process. The transcript is spliced from 6 exons. The record is from RefSeq and is a predicted model, not a curated record.
ACGUAACCUUGACAUCACAUCUCACUCUCACCCCACCACUCAGGUAGAUCCAAAAUCACAGCAAUAGCUCAUCAUUGCGCGAGAUAUCACCAUUUUAAUAUGACAAAAUACAUUCUUGCCGUCAACGCCGGCUCAUCCUCGGUCAAAGUCACGUUCUAUACAUACGAGAACCCGCCAAGAGCUAUCGCCGAUGCCCAGGUGUCGGGUAUCACUGCUCCCCCACCUGCACUCAAGUACCAGCGCGGCCCUGUCAAAAUUCAAGAGAAACUGAAAGAGAAGUUGGAUACGCCUCAGGAUGCAUUUAAAUACAUUCUGCAGCGCUGCUUCAAUGACCCCGAGCUAUCCGAGGUCGCUAGUGAGACUGAUCUCGCAUAUAUAUGUCAUCGGGUAGUCCAUGGAGGAGACUACAAAGAAGCAGUCACGAUCAACGACGAAAGUUUACACCAUCUUGAAGAACUAGAAGAUCUUGCUCCGUUACACAAUUUCUCAGCCUUAGAAAUCAUCCGCCUCUGCAAAGAAGAGCUUCCAAGCGUCGCCAGCAUCACCUUCUUCGACUCCGCAUUUCAUCAGACUAUGCCCGUCCACGUGAAAACAUAUCCCAUCAACCAGGAAAUCGCCAAAGCAAACGGGUUACGAAAGUACGGGUUCCACGGAAUCAGUUACUCAUUCAUUCUACGCUCGGUCGCACAAUUCCUGGGUAAACCCGUCGAAUCCACUAAUGUGAUCGCGAUGCAUAUUGGCAGCGGAGCUUCGAUCUGCGCGAUCAAGGAUGGAAAAUCGAUUGAUACUUCAAUGGGCCUUACACCCCUAGCUGGGUUACCCGGCGCAACGCGAAGUGGUAGCAUCGAUCCCUCGUUGGUCUUCCACUACACGAGCGAGGCGGGGAAGUUAAGUCCCGGCAGCACCAAGGAAAUGCAUAUUAGCACGGCCGAGGAAAUCCUUAAUAAAAAGUCCGGCUGGAAAGCUCUAACCGGCACGACUGAUUUCGCAGAAAUAGCUGUUGCGGACGCACCUGACACACACAAACUAGCUUUCGAUAUCAUGGUCGAUCGGAUCCUAGGCUAUAUCGGGAGUUACUACGUAAAGCUAAAUGGACAGGUAGACGCACUCGUAUUUGCGGGCGGAAUUGGCGAGAAGAGCGCAUUAUUGCGCCGGACACUGGUUGAGCAAUGCCAGAGCCUAGGUGUGGCGAUUGACUCGGGAGCUAAUGACAAGGGGCCGGGGGACGAGACAGUCAAAGAUAUCUCCCUUGACGGCAAGGGGCCUCGAGUGCUGAUUUGCCAAACCAAUGAACAGUUUGAAAUGGCGUAUAGUGUUUGUACCCGAUGAGGUAUCGAUUUCGGAUUUAGUCACAAAAGAGCUGAGAUCUAUUAAAUUCCAAAUCUUAAAUAUGACAGG